Striga asiatica is the source of this 447-nucleotide messenger RNA. The record is from the annotation of a GenBank genome assembly. Lineage: Eukaryota; Viridiplantae; Streptophyta; Magnoliopsida; Lamiales; Orobanchaceae.
AUGUCAUGCUAUGAUCAACCAAACAAUGAUAUGUUAAGUCCCAAAAAUAAUCCCGUAAAUGAAGACUAUGGGUGUGUAGAUUGGGAUAAUUUAGAGAUUCAAAGCGAUGAUUUCUUCUCGUGUAGUUGCAUGAUGUUCGAGAGUAAAGGAUUCAUAUGUUCUCAUAUUUUGAGGGUAUUCAAGUUUUUUGAUAUAUUAGAGCUUCCCGAUAAGUACAUAUUAAGUCGGUGGGAACGAAAAACAAGGAGAUUUGAUCAUUCAAAAUCCAAGGAUAUUGAAAGUUACAUUGGAAACUUGAAAGGUCUAAAGAUGAAAGAAGGGAAACGACGAACAAAAAGAAUGAAGCCCUUACAUGAGGUUCGAAAGAAGAAAACCAAGAAAUUUAAUGUGCAAGUUGAAGAGAUCAAAUCUAAUGGCCACAAAUUCACAGCAGAGUCUACUGUGUAA